UAUCCCAUUGUCGUUUUACAACGUUCAUUCGAGUAGCCCAGAAAGAGAUGAAAUCCUAGAUCAGCACGAAUCUCUUAGAAAUCAGUGAGCGGUUUCACUUGGAUAUACCCAAGCCUAUAAUAUCAUCGUAUGUAAACAUUAUACAUAUAUCCGUUGCUUGUGUCUGUAUUUAAAAAUACGUUUCUCAUUCGGCUUUUAACUCAAAUUACGUUCAACCUUCGUGUUCCAAGUGAUCGUCUUGACUUAGUAAGUCGCGGAGUGCGAACUAGCGAGAACCAUAUGUUACCUGGAAGGUGCUUAAUCGAUGAAAAUGGGCAAUUUUUUCACGGGGCAGCAAGAUUCGGUUAAAGUUGAGCGAAAUGAUGACGAAUCUGACUGCGAAGAAGAGACCCAUGACAGCGCCCAUUUACAAUCACCGAGCUCAAAAAAGAAAUUUCUCAGUGUACUUCAUGUUGUUGUCCAUAAAGGGAAAGUAGAAGGUCAAACCGGUAACAUCAACAGCUAUGUGAAGAUAAUUUUGCACAAUGCUAUUUCCAAAACGGAAGUCGCUCGUGGAGCGAGCCCUGUGUGGCGAGAAGAGUUCCUGUUUGAAACGACUGAACUCAAUCGUGACUUGAAUCUGGAGUUAUGGAGUCGUGGUUUGAUACGGGACACGUUGGUUGGAUCUGCUCGAAUCCCUCUCAUACAUAUCCACCAUUCAAACGAGGAAAGCAGUAGUAUAUGGAUUCCAUUGUAUCGUGUUGGUUAUUCUGGUGUUAUAGAAGCCGGUCAUAAACUGUGUAUUGCGACCAGAUUUUCUCUCCCAAAUGGUCUCACGGAGAGCGAGGCAGCAAAUCUUCAGGAGAAGUUGGACUGGUUGAACGCCAUUAUGCAAGAUGAACUCCACAUCAUUCAAAAGCAAGUUUCUCGGCACUCGGAAUUGAAAUCGUUGUUGUCAGAUCAGGAUCACGGAAAGAAGAUUUACGACUCCAAAGACGGUCCUUCGUCCACUGAAGAGAAAAAGGUCGACCCGGAGAAUUGCGCAUUGAAAGAAAACAGCGAUGUUGAGGCAGACAUGGAAAAACCGAAAUCACACGACGCUCUUCUCGUACCGGAGUCUCCACGAAACUCGCCGAGUCUUAGCCGAAGGCAGGUCGUGAGAAAGGGCAUGCCACCACGAGACCCUUCCUUUGAAUCAGAAGUUAAUUAUUUAACGCCGGAUGGAAUUACGGGCGGUGAUAAUACAAGUUUAUCCGACUACGACAUGGACAGCAGUCGAGAAGGAUCUGUUUCAAGCAGAGGUGGCGGUGAGGAUGGCAACAGGGUGAAGCGACCGAAGAGAAAAAGAGGAUUUCGUAUUUCACCGAAGAACGAGGAGAAAAUAUCUGCAGCUCUUAGCGAAUACGGAAAUAAAUUUUUGAGCAACAUCGACAUGUGUCCAGAUCUAAAGCCACACACAGAAGCUUUGGGUGUUCAUGCGUUGUCUCACGUUUCAGCAAGGAGAAUGGCUAGACUGUCGAUGGCCCAACGAGCUAAUCUCACAGAUGAAGAUAUGAAACUGCAUGUGUACAAAAAGACAUUGCAAGCGAUGUUGUAUCCAAUUUCAGAUACAACACCUCACGAGUUCGCCAUUUGGUCAACCCAAGUGCCUGCGUUUUGCUACGAAUGCGAGGAACUUCUGUGGGGACUGGCGCGACAAGGCCUCCGCUGCAAACAGUGUGGAGUAAAGUGUCACGAGAAAUGUAAAGAUUUGCUAAAUGCUGAUUGUUUGCAACGUGCCGCUGAAAAGGCGGCCAAAGAAGGCGAAGGUUUCAAACAAGAGGCUGUAACAAAAGCAAUUAAAGAGCGCAUGCGUGAACGGCAGCAAAUGAAAGAAAAAUCAUUUGAUAUGAUAAGGGACGUGUUCCAGGUGGACAACAAUCAGCAUCUUGUCCAUCUUCAGAAUGCUCAUCAACAGAUUCUUGCAGGAACGUCGAAAUGGUCGGCAAAGCUAGCCAUAACAGUGGUCUGUGCCCAGGGGCUUAUUGCCAAGGAUAAAACAGGCACAAGUGAUCCGUACGUGACAGUUCAUGUUGGAAGAACGAAGAAACGGACAAAGACAAUUCCUCAUGAAUUGAACCCAACCUGGGAUGAGACGUUUCAUUUCGAAUGUCACAACUUUACGGAUCGAAUCAAAGUUCGUGUUUGGGAUGAAGAUGAUGAUCUCAGAUCCAAAGUGCUGUCGAAGUUUACACGGGAGACAGAUGAUUUCCUUGGUCAAGCCAUUAUUGAAGUUCGUACUUUAAGCGGGGAAAUGGAUGUGUGGUAUAACCUUGAGAAACGAACCGACCGAUCUGCGGUAUCAGGAGCUAUACGACUUCAUAUUAGCAUCGAGAUAAAAGGCGAGGAAAAGCUUGUUCCCUAUCACACGCAGUAUACCAGUCUACACGAGAACAUGUUCCACUAUCUCUGCAAACAAAAUGACGACAAAGUUCCUAUACCGAAGGUUUCUGAAAAGGAGGAAGCCUGGAAAGUGUAUUUCCCUGGGGACUAUCAAGAAGUUGUAAAGGAAUUUUCAAUGAGAUAUGGAAUUGAGACCAUUUAUCAAGCCAUGACGCAUUUCUCUUGCUUGGCGAUUCACUACACAAGCCCUGGUGUCCCGGAUGUGAUGAGUAAAUUACUUGCAAAUGUCAACGCUUUCUUUGCCCAUACAACAUCAAGUAAUAUCGCAUCGGCCUGCGACAGAUUUGCAGCAAUCAAUUUUGGACGAGAACGGUUUGUGAAGAUUUUGGAUCAAUUGCACAAUUUACUGCGGGUCGACCUUCAAGGUUACAGAACGAACUUUCCGUCGAACAACCAGGAGAAAAUGACGGACUUGAAAUCUACUGUGGAUCUGUUGACUAGCAUCACGUUUUUUAGAUUAAAGGUGCAAGAGAUGAACAACCCACCGAGAACAUCUGUCGUAGUCGCCGAAUGCGUGAAGAAUUGUUUAGAACACACAUACCAGUUUAUCUUCAACAACUGCAGUCAAUUGUACGAGCAAUCUGGAUCAGGGAAGGAUUAUUGCGUGCGUUCACCAAGUCACAUUGAUUUCUGGCCUCAGUUAAUUACUCUUAUGGUGUCCGUCAUUGAAGAGGAUAAAAAACAUUACACCCCCGUGUUGAGUCAAUUCUCGGAUUUGAAUAUCGGUGAAAUGUCUGCAUCGACGAUGUGGCUGUCAUUCACGUCAGAUUUAACAGAAACAUUGAAACAACACGAAUCCAAGCCGAAAUGGGCGACAACUGACUACAUCAACUUGCAUUUUAAAGUGAAAUGGUUUUACAAUGAAUACAUUGCCAAUUGCUCAAUAAUUCAAGAGGAGGUACCUGCAUAUUCAUCUUGGUUCGAGUUGUUUGUUCUUCGUUGGCUGGAGGAAAAUGAGAAAAUCGCGAUGGAUUUGCUGGUGGAGGCUCUUGAGAAAGACAAGAAAAAUGGCUUUCAACCAAGCUCAGAGCAUUCCAAUUUCUCAACAUCUGUUGUGGAUAUAUUCUGGAGUUUAAAUCAGAGUUACGACAUCAUUAGACAACUUGAAUGUCCCAGUCCACCGACGUUAAAAGUCUACUUGUUAAAGUUUACACAGACGAUUUUCAGAGUUCUACUGGAUUACUCCGAAGAAACAAAGAAACUGUUCUCGGGUUAUUGUCGGGAAGAUGAGAGAGUUAAGGUGUGUAUUCUUACCAAUAAUAUCCAAGAAAGCAGAAAUCAUCUUCAGCAGAUCUACAAGUCGAUGGGUGCUGACGAGUUGCCGGAAGAGUGUAAAGAAAGCUUCACCGAACUUCAAGUGCACCUCAGCUCAGUCCUGGAUGAACUGUGUAAAACGUAUGCUGACAGCAUCGAUUUCACUGAACCAAUCAAAGCCGUUGAUCAAGAAUUGAACAAAAUUAAGGGUACUGAAAAUUUCCAGACCGUCGGUCCGGAGGUGCUGAAGAAACAAACAGAACACGUCCUGGGUCCAUUACUUGAACCUCUUCAGGCCAGACUCAUGUUGAUCGCAGUUCAGUGUGAAAAAUCUGUACUUAAAAGAGUCGCUAAGGAAUUAUGGAAGGAGGUUUUAACAACAUUUGAGAGGGUGAUUGUCUUGCCCCCGUUCAAGACAAAGGAUCUUGAAAUUGAAGAGACAAAAAGAUUGUCUCACAAGCAAUGCGGUGUACUGGAAGCCGCUUUGAUCCGGCUGAAGGAUUAUUUCCACAAUAAAGGCAAGGGGUUGAAACGAGCUUUUCUUGAGAAGUCGCCCGAACUUCACAAAUUAAAGAAAGCGUUGUCUCUUUACACGCAAACUACGGAUACCUUGAUCAAGACGUUUGUUAAAACACAGCAACAACAAGCAAAAGAAGCUGUCGAUGAUCCUGUCGGGGAGUUGUCGAUUCAAGUAGACUACAUGAGCCAUCCUGGAACAGGAGACCAUAAAUUAACCGUAAAAGUUGUUGAAGCGAAAGACCUUCGGUGGCAUGCUGCAGGAAUGUUCAAUCCAUUCGUGGAAAUAAUGGUGGUCGGACCUCAUCUUUCGUCGAGACGUCGCCGUUAUCAAACUAGAUCCAAGAGAAAUAACUGGAAUCCAUCUUUCAAUGAAACAUUUUACUACAAUCUUGGAAACGAAGACGAGGCGGAUGGCUACGAAAUUCAAUUCAGUGUCAAAGAUUACUGUCUAACGCGAAGGAAUCGACUCUUAGGAACCACUGUCCUACAACUUUCUCAAGUCGUCUCAAUGGCGUCUUGCGCAUGCUCAUGUCCAUUGGGAAGGUCGCUGACCUUGGACAACAUCGGUCAAACUAUUAUAAGAAUUUUGGCGCAGAGAACCACGGAGGAGGUAGCCCAAGAAUUUGUCCAUCUAAAGAUGGCCGAACGAGAUGAAUCCGCCGAAUAAUCUGUUAUCGUAUUUUCGAACGGUAUUUUGUAUUUAACAAUGACUAUUUUAAAUCGCACAUAAUUUUGCCUCAUUUGAGAAAUGUUUGUUUGUAUCUAAUUUCUGAUUUGAAAACUAAGGUACGCUCUUUGUUUGUUGUCAACAUAAAUGAAUGACAUGAAGUAUCAAUGAAAAAUCGGAAACCAAGGCUACUAAUACGAAUUCACGCAUUUCUUGUUUGUUUCAAGUGCAAAUACAUGCCUUAGGGCAUAUGAUAAACUUUUUAUUAACCCCUCUUGCUCGGUUUUACCGAGAAAGAUCGGACCUCACUCUUCGAGCUCGGUCUGUACAAAAAGACCUCGCUCCGAUAUUUCUCGGUAAAGACCUCGCGCUCUGUUAAUAAGACGAUAUUAAUCACAAAGCAGAUUUGUGAUUUAACUAACGGUUACUAAGUUCGUACAUGAACUAUUCAUACAUGAACUAUUUACUCAUCAUGUUUCCUAAAAGACAUAAAAGCGAGGCCAUUUUUGAUCAUUUAUUUCAUUUUGAUUUUGCUCUUUUUACUGAGACUGGAAGAAAAUGUGUAUUAUCGUUCCGGACAUAAAUACUGAAACAAAUUUAUAUAGUACUUUUUAACACUAUCAUACAAAAAAGGAUACUCACUAAUAAGCUGGACUUGUUUUAGUGUAAAUAUUUAUGGAGCGAUGUUGUACAAUUUAUUUGUAAACAAAGAUUUUGCGUUAUUUCUAGUAUACCAGGAAUAUUUA
Messenger RNA from Dendronephthya gigantea, 5607 nucleotides. Its product is annotated as protein unc-13 homolog B-like. Gene Ontology annotation, biological process: presynaptic dense core vesicle exocytosis; synaptic transmission, glutamatergic; dense core granule priming. Bases 305 to 4861 code for a protein of 1518 amino acids. The transcript is spliced from 44 exons. Lineage: Eukaryota; Metazoa; Cnidaria; Anthozoa; Malacalcyonacea; Nephtheidae. Gene Ontology annotation, cellular component: plasma membrane; synaptic vesicle membrane; terminal bouton. The record is from RefSeq and is a predicted model, not a curated record. Gene Ontology annotation, molecular function: calcium ion binding; diacylglycerol binding; phospholipid binding.